AUGAUGGCAUCGGGUCCGAUAAAUGGACAAGAGAUAGCUUACUAUCCCUGGAACGUCGGCAACCCGAACAAAGCUCGCUCAAGAGAGCGGAAGCAUGCUGGAGGGGAAAGUCGUGAAAGUCGUGAGCAGAGGAAAAGUCGAGAAAGUCGUGAGCAGAGGAAAAAUGAAGAAAGACAAGCGGCUGGCACUGGCAAUGGCAUUGUAAAUUUGUAA
Molecule: messenger RNA, 213 nt
Organism: Cylicostephanus goldi
Lineage: Eukaryota; Metazoa; Nematoda; Chromadorea; Rhabditida; Strongylidae
Source: the annotation of a GenBank genome assembly